AUGGCCCACGCGCGGGCGCGGCCGCGCCCACGUCAGCACAUCCAAGUCCUCGUCGCCGCCGCCAUGCUUCUCCUUUCCUCCGCCCUCUUCACCACCGCACGCUUCCCACUCGCCGUCUCCGCCCGCCUCCCAAACCCUACCACCACCACUCGCCUCCUCCUCUUCGCCGGCCUCCCUUCCUCCUCCCCACUCCGCGCCUUCUGCCCCAGGGCGCGGCCCUCGCCCGCCACCUGCGCCGCCUUCUCCUCCACCAUGGCCGCCGCCGACAACCCCCUCCUCGUCGCCGACUUCGACUUCCCGCCCUUCGACCGCGUCGAGCCCAGCCACGUCCGCCCCGGCAUCCGCGAACUGCUCACGCGACUCGAGGGCGAGCUCGAGGAGCUCGAGAAGGGCGUCGAGCCCACGUGGGGGAAGCUUGUCGAGCCGCUCGAGCGCAUCACCGACAGGCUCGAGGUCAUCUGGGGCAUGGUCGAUCACCUCAAGGCUGUUAAGGACUCCGCCGAUCUCCGCGCCGCCGUAGAGGAAGUGCAGCCCGACAAAGUCAAGUUCCAACUAAGGCUGGGGCAGAGCAAGCCUAUCUAUGAAGCUUUCAAGGCCAUCAGGAACUCUUCCGAUUGGGACAGUCUCAGUGAUGCUCGCAAGCGUAUAGUCGAAGCUCAAAUAAAGGAAGCUGUUCUCAGUGGAGUUGCACUUGAGGAUGAACAAAGGGAGAAAUUUAACCAAAUUGAACAAGAGCUUGAAAAACUGACACAAAAGUUUAGCGAAAAUGUGCUGGACGCCACAAAGAAAUUUGAGAAAUUAAUUACUGAUAAGAAAGAAAUUGAGGGGUUACCUGCUACAGCCCUUGGUUUAGCAGCACAGACUGCUGUGUCAAAGGGCCAUGAAAAUGCUACAGCUGAAAAUGGACCUUGGGUUAUCACGUUGGAUGCACCAAGCUAUAUCCCUGUUAUGCAACAUGCUCAGAACAGAGCGCUCCGGGAAGAAGUUUAUCGUGCUUAUCUUACCCGUGCCUCUAGCGGUGAACUUGAUAACACCAAUAUCAUCUCCCAAGUUCUAAAGUUAAGGCUAGAGAAGGCUAAACUUCUUGGCUACAAGAACUAUGCUGAGGUAAGCAUGGCUCAGAAAAUGGCAACUGUUGAGCGAGUAGAAGAGCUUCUCGAGAAGCUGCGUGCUGCUUCCUGGGGUCAUGCUGUCAAAGAUAUGGAAGAUCUAAAAAUCUUUGCAAAAGAUUCUGGUUCUCCUGAAGCUAAUGAUUUGACUCACUGGGACCUUACCUUCUGGAGUGAACGACUGAGAGAGUCUAAAUAUGAUAUCAAUGAGGAAGAGCUGCGCCCUUAUUUUGCACUACCCAAGGUUAUGGAUGGCCUCUUCACUCUGGCACAUAAGCUUUUUGGAGUUACUGUUGAACCUGCAGAUGGGCUGGCUCCUGUCUGGCACAGUGAUGUCAAAUUUUAUUGUGUCAAAGACUCUUCCAAUAGCCCUGUUGCUUACUUUUACUUCGAUCCUUAUUCAAGACCAUCUGAAAAGCGCGGAGGGGCUUGGAUGAAUGUGGUCUUUUCUCGAAGUCGCGUGCUAGCUCGCAAUGGUUUGGCUGCUAGGCUUCCUGUUGCCCAUAUGGUGUGCAAUCAGACUCCACCAGUUGGUGAUAAGCCCAGUCUUAUGACCUUCCGUGAGGUUGAAACUGUGUUCCAUGAAUUUGGUCACGCCCUUCAGCAUAUGCUUACUAAACAAGAUGAAGGCUUUGUUGCUGGUAUUCGUGGAGUUGAAUGGGAUGCUGUAGAGUUACCCUCCCAAUUCAUGGAGAACUGGUGUUAUCACAAGAAUACUCUUUUGAGCAUUGCAAAGCAUUACGAAAACGGUGAAACUCUUCCAGAGGAAAUUUAUGCGAAGCUUGUAGCUGCAAAGAAUUUCCGUGCUGGCACCUUCAGCCUGCGCCAGAUACGAUUUGCCAGUGUAGAUAUGGAACUUCAUACAACUUAUGAUCCCAAUGGCUCACUGUCCAUAUAUGAUGUUGACCGAAGAGUUGCAGAACGAACACAAGUUCUUGCUCCUCUGCCGGAGGACAGAUUCCUGUGCAGCUUUAGCCAUAUUUUUGCAGGUGGCUAUGCUGCUGGAUACUACAGUUACAAGUGGGCUGAAGUAUUAUCAGCUGAUGCAUUCUCAGCUUUUGAAGAUGCUGGUUUGGAUAAUGAGAAGGCAAUUGAGGAAACUGGCAGACGGUUCAGAGAUACUGUUCUUGCGCUUGGAGGUGGAAAAUCUCCGCUUGAGGUGUUUGUUUCAUUCCGAGGACGGGAGCCUUCACCUGAACCACUUCUUAGGCACAACGGCUUGCUUCCUGUUGCUGCGUAG
This is a messenger RNA of Miscanthus lutarioriparius, 2349 nucleotides long. NCBI's taxonomy places the organism in Eukaryota, Viridiplantae, Streptophyta, Magnoliopsida, Poales, Poaceae. The record is from the annotation of a GenBank genome assembly.